Kluyveromyces marxianus DMKU3-1042 is the source of this 858-nucleotide messenger RNA. RefSeq names its product flavin adenine dinucleotide pyrophosphatase (gene FPY1). The transcript has a single exon. Bases 1 to 858 code for a protein of 285 amino acids. The record is from RefSeq and is a predicted model, not a curated record. Lineage: Eukaryota; Fungi; Ascomycota; Saccharomycetes; Saccharomycetales; Saccharomycetaceae.
AUGCAAGCUGUGCAACGUAAUAUCAUUCGUAAAAUGUCUGGAAUUAAUGCAGCAUGUGUGAUUAUAGGAGAUGAGGUUUUGAAUGGGAAGAUUACGGAUACAAACAGUCGAUUUUUUGCCCAGUACUGUUACAAUCUUGGUAUUAAUCUGAGGGAAAUAGCGACAGUGGGUGAUAGUGAAGAACAAAUUGUUAGCACCAUUCGUCGUUUAACACCUGAAAAUGAUUUUAUAAUAACUAGUGGAGGUAUUGGACCUACUCAUGAUGAUAUUACUUACGAAUCGGUAGCAAAAAGUUUUAACCUUCCAGUUGCAAUUGAUGGAGAGUGUCAGAGAAGAAUGCAUAAAAUAUCCUCUCCUGAGUCUCGUUUGAGUGAACAAGCUUUGAAAGAUUUCUACCGUAUGGCUACUUUGCCUAAAGGGGCCUCUGUCAAAAACUACUAUUUGGUGGAGGAUUAUUGGGUGCCCGUAGUUUCAAUUGAAAACAAAGUUUUCGUCUUACCGGGGAUACCGCAGAUGUUUGAAAGGCUGUUAAAUGGUCUCAAGCCUGUGAUCAAACAAUUGUAUAAGCUAAAUCCCAACCACAGUGAGGAUUUUAGAAGAUACUUUGUUAAAACGAAACUAUCUGAAUCUGAAAUCUCUCAGUACUUAAGAGACCUACAGUCACGUGCCAACGAAGUAUCUCCAGAUAUCAAAAUAGGUUCUUACCCACACUUUGGCCAGGGAUUUAACACGGUUAGCAUCUUAGGCAUAAAAAAGCAUGAAGAUUUCUUGCGUGAAAUCACAAAGCAAACUGUUGAGCAGUUGAAAGGUGAAGAGAUUAGCGAAGAACAAGAAAAAGCAUAUUCUGAUAACAGGUAA